AUGUCUCUUACCUAUGGCGCAAGCGGUGCUACCGCUGCCCUAGGCGUAGUCGGCUUGUACAUGCUCUUCCAGGGCGAGGGAGAAGCCUUCAACGUCGGACAGUUCAUCGAAAGCAUAUCUCCGUACACAUGGGCGAGUUUGGGCAUCGGUCUUUGCAUAGGUCUCUCCGUUGUAGGGUCGGCUUGGGGUAUCUUUACGACCGGAGUGUCGAUCGUCGGAGGAGGUGUCAAGGCCCCGCGGAUACGAACCAAGAACCUGAUCUCCAUCAUUUUCUGCGAAGUCGUGGCCAUUUACGGUGUCAUCAUGGCCAUCAUCUUCUCCUCGAAACUCCAAGGCGUCAACGACUAUGAAGGGUUGAUGAGCCCCCGGAAUUACUACACCGGAUUCGCACUGUUCUGGGCCGGCUUAACUGUGGGCAUGUGCAAUCUGAUCUGCGGUGUAUCAGUUGGAAUCAACGGAAGCAGCGCUGCGUUGGCGGAUGCCGCAGAUCCCUCUCUGUUCGUCAAGAUCUUGGUCAUUGAGAUCUUUAGCUCUAUCCUCGGCCUUUUCGGCUUGAUCAUCGGCCUUCUGGUACAGGCAAACGCGCCCGAAUUCGAAUGA
Messenger RNA from Didymosphaeria variabile, 600 nucleotides. It is a transcript of the gene VMA16, whose product is annotated as H(+)-transporting V0 sector ATPase subunit c''. The coding region runs from base 1 to 600 and encodes 199 amino acids. Gene Ontology annotation, molecular function: proton-transporting ATPase activity, rotational mechanism. The transcript has 5 exons. Lineage: Eukaryota; Fungi; Ascomycota; Dothideomycetes; Pleosporales; Didymosphaeriaceae. Gene Ontology annotation, cellular component: proton-transporting V-type ATPase, V0 domain. Gene Ontology annotation, biological process: proton transmembrane transport. The record is from RefSeq and is a predicted model, not a curated record.